CACUUUUAAGCCCUUUUAAAAGGAGAACGGCGUGGAAACUCGGUUCCCUUCUUUUCUCGCAUAAUUUCAGGCCUUCCACCGGAGUCGACAAAGUCGGGAAAGUGGGUUCAGAUGCGAGAAAGUAGCGGUUAGAAAUUCCGAUCCGGCUGCGAUCGAGGCGGGAACGAAGGGUUACGGAUGGAUUACCGUUUUGUACAUCUCAAUCCUCUAAAUUUCUCAUCCUUGCCAUCUGCUCGCCCACUCCUCGGAGCCAACCAUACGUCCGCCCGCUUCUGCUCACGCUAGGGUUUUCAUCGCCGCUUACGUCGCAUUCUUUUCUUGGUUAUUUAUUGUUUCGAUUUCUUUUUUGUCAAAAUUCUUUCCCAUUUCGCAAUUUUUGACUGAUUCUUUCGUAAAUAGAGAUCCGAUUUAUUAGGAUUUAGGUAGUCGGGCCUCCUGCAGGCAUGGAGCCGGCGGCGAAACCAAGUUUCGCGCGGGGCUUCAUUUCUCGCCUCUUGCUUUUGGGAGUCUUUAUCCUUCUCUUUCGAUUUGUCUAUGUGGUAACCGUUCGUGGCGGUUCCUGCGCGUCCGGCGAUUUCUGCUUCUCCUCUUCCUCCACAGAGUUCUUCAGUCUUCCCGGUGGUGUGUCUGGGGGCGCCGCUUUCGUUCGUGUGUCCGACGGAUCAACGAUCAGCCCUGAGCUCCGCCACCUAUGGACGAGCAGGGAGUGGCGCAAAGCGGUGGAAUUCUACUCCUCCGUUUUCCAGGAUCUCAUUGUUGAGAGUUUCCUCUCCCCAACCUCGAAAUCCCUCUGCGUGGAGGCCGCUUCGGGUCACGAGGUGCUCGCCUUGAAGGAGAUUGGUGUUGCUGAUGCCGUCGGGAUUUCCAAGAAGAAGUCUCCGCCGCUGGUCGUCGCAGGAGACAUUCUCCACCAGCCAUUCGGAGACAAUACAUUCAACUUUGUCUUUGUCGGUCGUAUCCUUGAUCAGAUCCGCCGACCGGCUGAUCUCGCCGGGGAAAUAGCGCGGGUGCUGAAACCCAAAGGGAUUCUGGUGCUUCUCACCGCGUCUGGCGGUGACUUAUACAGCCUUCAUUCCCUCGAAAUUCUGUUUGCUUGCUGCAAGAUGGUUCGGUCCCGGGAGAUCAAGAGUCCCGAUUCUUCAAAAUCACUUCGCGAGAUUGUUUUUCAGAAGGAAGAGGUUAUUCAAAUUAUUAGCCACAAUGGGAUGGAAACCGAUGAUGAUGUCGAUCCUUCCAUUGGUGGCAAUUUGGUUAAUAAAUGCUCUAUGCCUGAGCAUAAACUGCAAUUGCUGCGUUCGGCGGAACCUCUGAUUGAAGAGGAGCCACAGAAGCCAUGGAUCACACUGAAGAAGAACAUCAAGAACAUCAAGUAUCUUCCAUCGAUAGUGGACAUGAGCUUCAAGCAGAGAUAUGUUUACAUAGAUGUUGGUGCCCGAAGCUAUGGUUCCAGCAUUGGUAGCUGGUUCAAGAAGCAGUACCCUAAGCAAAACAAGACCUUCGAGAUUUAUGCAAUUGAGGCUGAUCGUGCUUUCCAUGGAGAGUAUGCAUCCAAGAAAGGGAUUAACUUGCUACCAUUUGCAGCUUGGGUUCGCAAUGAGUCCAUUUCUUUUGAGGUAAACCAUAAUCAGGACCCGAAGAGUGAUGAGAAAGGCAGUGGAAUGGGUAGAAUCCGAGCUGCAGGAGCUUCUUCCAAGGACCUCUCCCCUGGCAAUUUGCAUAUGAUUCAAGGUUUUGAUUUUGCUGAGUGGCUGAAGAACACAGUGACCGAGAAGGACUUUGUGGUGGUGAAGAUGGAUAUAGAGGGGACAGAAUUUGAUCUGGUACCUAGGCUAUUUGAGACUGGCGCAAUCUGUUUGCUUGAUGAGCUCUUCCUAGAGUGCCACUAUAAUCGGUGGCAGAGGUGCUGUCCUGGUAAGAGGUCUCCUAAAUAUCAGAACACUUACGGGCAGUGCAUCCACUUGUUCUCUUCUCUACGAGAGAGUGGGGUUCUGGUUCAUCAGUGGUGGUGACUUGCGUUUGAUUGCAGUAACGAAAAUCAAUACAAAGAAAUACUAAAAUUUCUGUAAGUCCUUGAGUUGUUUCAUUUCUUUAAGGAGUUGUCCUUAAUUCAGUUUAUUUUUACCUUUAGACACUGUGAUUCCCUUUACAUACUUUAAUUGUUCAUCACAAGUGUAAAAGUUUCCUUCCAAUGUAUUUGAGUCCUGUUAUUUAUUUAGAGAAUUAAAUUCAUUUCCAAUUAUUUGGAGUGUCGAA
This is a messenger RNA of Dendrobium catenatum, 2253 nucleotides long. RefSeq lists its product as uncharacterized. The transcript has a single exon. The record is from RefSeq and is a predicted model, not a curated record. Bases 444 to 2009 code for a protein of 521 amino acids. Gene Ontology annotation, molecular function: S-adenosylmethionine-dependent methyltransferase activity. Lineage: Eukaryota; Viridiplantae; Streptophyta; Magnoliopsida; Asparagales; Orchidaceae.